AUGGACAAGGUCAACGUUUCGGGGUUGAAGGGGCUGCGGAAUGGGAUGAUAACAUUUGUCAAGGAGCACGUCGCUCUCAAACGGUCGGGCCAUGUCGCAGUUGCUGCCGACGCCUGUGACGACGAUGGCGAGGAGGCCCUUUCGGCAUCCCAAGCAGUAGGUGUCGCCCACACCGUCGAUGAUGCGCGUGGGACUUCGAUCGGAGAGCCUGGAGGUGGCGUCGACAAGGCAUAUGAGGAGGCAGGAAGGGCGGUGACUGGGGCCGCGGAGAAGCACCAGGACAAGGACGUCCAUCAGGAUGAUAACGAGGAUCAGGAAGAGGAGGACCAUGAGGAUCGUGAGGAGGAGGAGGAGGAGGGGGGCUCGGAGGAGGAGGAGGAGGUGGUGGUGGAGGAAGCGGAGAAGCAGCAAGAGGGGGAGCAGGAGGAAGAGGUCGAGUGGGAGUUGGAGGAAAUGGAGGCGGAGUACGUAGAGGGAGCGGCGGAAAUGGGUGGGAGGUCGGCGGAUGUUGUGAACGAGGAAGAGGAGGAUGCCGACGACGAGAAAGUCGGCGUGGAGGCGGCUCACGGGGGGAGUGAGAAGGUCGUGGUCGGCGAUGUGGUUGGCGACGCGAAGGAAUUUGUCGACCUCGAGGCCGUUGGAGAAGGGGAUAACGUCGCGGCCACAAAGAAGACGGGCGUGGAAGGGCCAACCGAGGCCACCGCAGGGAAGGCCGGGGGGGGGGGGGGGUCUAGGAAGAAGAAGGCGGCGCGCGGUCAUCCCGAUUCCUCCGCAUCUGGUCGGCAGGCACCGCUGGACGACGUCGAGCAGCUGCGACAAGAGAACAGGCGGUUGACGGCAGAAAAUGCCCGUCUGGAGAAGGCGCACGAAGAGGAAAGGGGUCGGGUGGACAGGUUUGCGUUGGGGAUACGUGGACUCCUCGACAAGCUCCAGUCGUUGGCCGACCAGGUCGCCGUCUCCGACCAUAAUGCGGCGGCUGCUAGAUGCGACGUCGGCCUGGUGGUGGACGAUGCGAAGCUGGGUUUGGAGGACUACAUCUCGAAGCACCUAGCCGCCGCGCAGACCAACAUUGCCGCCGCGGUAACUCGCAACAUCGCCGUGCCGCCACCGCCCCCGCCACAGCCCACGCCAGCCUUCCCGGAUAAGCUCAUGAAGUCGUUCAAGGCGGACGUGUUGAAGGCGGUGACGGAGGCCACCCAUCAGUCGUUUGUUGCGUCCGGGUUAAAUCUCAUGACCGAGGUGAUCGGCAAUGUGGCGCCUGGUUGGCGUGGGUCGUCACCGUCGGCCAAUGACGCCGAUCCCACGCAACGAAGGGAGGCCGACAAGCAGGGCCAGAAAAGGGCGGGCGGCGGAGAUGAUGCGGGGAGCGUGAAGCGGAGCAAGGGAGCCGAUGGGAGCUGCGGCGUCGGCGCAGUGGGUCCAGGCGGCUCGCGGACUCGAGAUCCGAGCGUGGUCGACCAGCUCAAGAAGAACGGGGCCAAUGUGAUAAGGUCGCACAGCAAGGGCGAUGGAAUCAGGAGUGCAGAUGGGGGCCAUGCCGACGAGGUUGCCGCUCAAGACGCUGGACCAACAGCCUCGCCCCUGGUCGCCGAGAAGCCCCAUGGUCUGGCGAGCGGCAGGAAAGGCUUGAGCGACAAGGAGAUCCCAACCGCUCAAACGGCGAUAGAUGGCGGCGCCAGAACCGUCAAGGGACCGUCGGUCGGGGUGGCGGGGACCACGUUGAUUCCCCGUAAACCCCCUGCGGCUAGCAGCGCGCCGGUCGGCCUGUUAGCCGCCAACAACGAUGGGCCGGCCCUUGCGGCUACUCCAGCUCCAGCAGGCCCGUCUACCGCCAAGGGCGACGCGAAGGAUGCUGCAGCUAACCGCGAUGGUCCGUCCGCCACUAAGGUGCCCGCAGCGGCGAACGCGCUCAGGGAAAUGCUCCACCGCAUGGAGGCCCAUCGCAACAACGUGCAGCAGCCUCCCUUGGUCGAUGCCGCCCCCGCCGAAACAGCACGUCGCUCGGUCACUCCGCAGGUCGCCGCCACAACGUCCAGUGCCCCACCUACCGCACCUCUGGUCGCUGCCCGUCCUCCUGCGGACCCAAAGUCCGCAUUGCUUCGUGCCCGGUUAGGCGCACGUAGUGCGGCAGCGCCAACACGGACUCAGCCGGAAGUCGGCUCAAGCGCGACGCCGACGUCGGCAAACGUAGCUGCACCCACACCCAGUGCAGUUGUUGUCGAUGUGGCGGCGGAGAAGGGCGUGAGGGCAGCGCUAGCCACCGGCAGUGGAGCCGUUGACCCUGCACAGGCGUCGAAAGUUCACAACGAUGCCGACAUCGCUGCCAUCCAGUGGUUCGAUGAUAUUCUCUGCAAGUAUCGAGCGUACAAGAGCUCAGGCGAUGCGCACCACGACGCGCUCUUGCCGGCGAUCUUGUUCCCCGUCGAUGUCGUCACAAAGGAAGGCAAGGAGAAGUCGGAUGCUAUGAUGUCGGCCCUGAUAGGUCGCGUGUCCAUGUGCGCUGCGUAUGGGAAGGUCGCUGCGAGCGCGGCGAGGAAGGAGGGGGACACUAAUGAGAAGACGAUGAUGGCAGCACAUGCGUUAUCGGCCUCCGCUUGUGCCGUGUGGUGCUUAGUCGAGAACGACGAUGCCCAGGUGGUCGAUGCUGUGGGCGAAGGGAAGGCGGCGGCGAUGGUGGUCGGUGUGAGCGAGAAGACCGCCGGUGUCUUCAAGGAGGUCAUGCAGGCGGUGCUGGAGGUCGAGAUCGAGAGGGAGCAACCCCUCGGGGAGGUUGCGCACAACAUCGCGCCGGCGCUGCAGAGUCUCGCUCUGCACCGGGUCUAUCCGAGGGUGGAUCAUGAAGUCGAAGCCGGCGUGAUCGCUAGAGCGACGGUGGAGACCUUGGCGUUCUGGGGAAUGUGCCCCGUCGCCGGGCUGAAACUCGAAGAGAUCGUCAUCGCGGUGCCGUGUGACGCGCAGAUGGAGUACGAUAUUGAACACAGGGGGAGGAAGGGGCAGAGGGGCAAGCAGGGCAAGGACAGCACGGGGAAGAAGGGCAAGAAGGGCAAGGAUAGCACGGCGGCGUAG
Messenger RNA from Closterium sp. Naga37s-1, 3066 nucleotides. NCBI's taxonomy places the organism in Eukaryota, Viridiplantae, Streptophyta, Zygnematophyceae, Desmidiales, Closteriaceae. The record is from the annotation of a GenBank genome assembly.